AUGACUGAUAAAGAAGGUACAUCUGCAUCCUCGGAUGCCGCCGUGCACAAGCCUCUCCAUCCCGUGUAUACGGUAAGUAAUAUUCAGCACAAAGUUCGCGUUUUAGAUGGCACCAACGUAUCUUAUGCAUCAUGGGUCAAGUUGUUUACGCUUCACGCCAAAGGGUACAAGGUGCUGUGCCACAUAGACGGUACACCGUCACCCGGAAAAGACACACCCGACUUUGCCGAAUGGGAGAACAUCGACUCCAUUGUCUUACAAUGGAUCUAUGGCACUCUCUCGGACGCUCUUCUUGUUCGGGUCUUAACCGAUGAGUCCACCGCCCAUGAAGCUUGGCUCCGUGUCAAACGCCUUUUUGUUAACAACAAAGGUCCACGGUCACAGGCCCUUCAACAUGAAUUAGCUAAUACCACCCUUGCCUCCAUGCCGAACCUUGAAGCGUAUUGUCAAAAAAUAGUGUUACAUAAGAUAGUAUAA
Messenger RNA from Helianthus annuus (common sunflower), 477 nucleotides. RefSeq lists its product as uncharacterized. Bases 1 to 477 code for a protein of 158 amino acids. The transcript has a single exon. The record is from RefSeq and is a predicted model, not a curated record. NCBI's taxonomy places the organism in Eukaryota, Viridiplantae, Streptophyta, Magnoliopsida, Asterales, Asteraceae.